AUGUUCAAUAAAAUCAUGAAGAGAGGCCACCGCAAGGUGGCAAAAUCGGAUGGCACCUCUGUUGACUAUGUCUGUUCUCCGACCGGACGGAGCUCCGGUCCUGUCUCUACCUCCAAUGUUGUUGUUAACCAUGCCUCCCGUGGUGGCCUGCCACCUGUUUCAUCCCAAUUGCGACAACUUCCCGCCACGGCUGGAAUGGUUCCUCUUCCCGGAACCAUUGAGAAUCUACCUAUGUUCCGAGAUGUCCCAGUUUCCGAGCGGCAGAGUUUAUUCUUGCGGAAACUCCAAAUCUGUUGCUUCCAAUUUGAUUUCUCGGAUACCCUUAAGAUGGUGAGAGAAAAGGAGAUUAAAAAACAAACCCUCGUGGAGCUUGUAGAUUUUAUUCAAUCUGGGUCAAGUAAAAUUUCUGAAACCAAUCAAGAGGAAAUGAUACAAAUGAUAUCCUUGAAUAUUUUCCGUUGCUUGCCCCCAGCCUCCCAUGAAAACACAGGGUCUGAAAAUAUAGACCCCGAAGAGGAAGAGUCUUUCCUCGAUCCCUCUUGGCCACAUUUACAGUUGGUUUAUGAAUUGCUACUGCGAUAUGUGGUUUCAUCUGAUACAGAUACGAAGAUUGCAAAACGAUAUAUUGACCAUUCUUUUGUGUUGAAGUUGCUAGAUUUGUUUGAUUCCGAGGAUAUGAGGGAGAGGGAGUAUUUGAAGACAAUUCUGCAUAGGAUAUAUGGGAAGUUCAUGGUGCAUAGGCCAUUUAUUAGGAAGGCAAUAAAUAAUAUUUUCUAUCGGUUCAUAUAUGAGACAGAGAGGCACAGUGGAAUUGGAGAGCUUUUGGAGAUUCUUGGAAGUAUAAUUAAUGGGUUUGCACUGCCAAUGAAGGAGGAGCACAAAUUGUUUCUUGUGCGGGCUUUGAUACCACUUCAUAAGCCCAAACCAGUAGCAAUUUACCAUCAGCAGUUAUCCUACUGCAUUACUCAGUUUGUGGAAAAAGACUUCAAAUUGGCAGAUACCGUUAUAAGGGGUUUGUUGAAGUACUGGCCAGUCACCAAUUGCCAAAAGGAAGUUCUUUUUCUUGGGGAACUCGAGGAAGUUUUGGAGGCAACCCAAGCUCCAGAAUUCCAGCGAUGCAUGGUCCCUCUCUUCAGACAGAUUGCUCGUUGCCUCAACAGCUCUCACUUUCAGGUUGCGGAACGAACACUCUUUCUGUGGAAUAAUGAACAUGUAGUAAGCUUGAUUGCCCAGAACCGGAAUGUCAUUUUGCCAAUUAUCUUCGAGGCUUUAGAAAAGAAUAUCCAGUCCCACUGGAAUCAGGCAGUACAUGGUCUUACCGUCAACGUUCGAAAAAUGUUUUUGGAGAUGGAUGUGGAGUUAUUCGAGGAAUGCCAAAGGCAAUAUGCAGAAAGGGAAGCAAAGGCAAGAGAGUUGGAAGAACAACGAGAACUGAUGUGGCAGAGAUUGGCCGCUACUGCUACUGCACAAGAAGGCUGA
Messenger RNA from Fraxinus pennsylvanica, 1479 nucleotides. The record is from the annotation of a GenBank genome assembly. Lineage: Eukaryota; Viridiplantae; Streptophyta; Magnoliopsida; Lamiales; Oleaceae.